Messenger RNA from Myiozetetes cayanensis, 2763 nucleotides. It is a transcript of the gene TP63, whose product is annotated as tumor protein p63. The record is from RefSeq and is a predicted model, not a curated record. Gene Ontology annotation, biological process: apoptotic process; regulation of transcription by RNA polymerase II; protein tetramerization. The coding region runs from base 92 to 2134 and encodes 680 amino acids. The transcript has 14 exons. Gene Ontology annotation, molecular function: RNA polymerase II cis-regulatory region sequence-specific DNA binding; protein binding; DNA-binding transcription factor activity, RNA polymerase II-specific. Lineage: Eukaryota; Metazoa; Chordata; Aves; Passeriformes; Tyrannidae. Gene Ontology annotation, cellular component: nucleus.
ACCACUUGACCUUAUUGCUUUUAGCCUGCUGGCUUUAUAACUAUUUAUUUAUUUUAUUUUGGUUUGUCCCCAAAGAGGGGCUCAAAAGGAAAUGAAUUUCGAACCAGCACCUUUCACCACCUUGCAGUACUACCCUGAUCCCUGCAUCCAGCGGUUUGUAGAAACUCCGAGCCCCUUCUCCUGGAAGGAGAGUUACUAUCGAUCAGCCAUGUCCCAGGGCUCACAGCCGAGGGAAUUCCUCAGCCCAGAGGUAAUCCAGCAUCUCUGGGACUUCCUGGAACAACCAAUAUGCUCGGUUCAGCCAAUCGAUUUAAACUUCAUCGAUGGCCCAUCUGAAAAUGGCUCUACAAACAAAAUUGAGAUUAGCAUGGACUGCGUCCGGGUGCAGGACACAGAGCUGAAUGACCCCAUGUGGCCGCAGUACACGAACCUGGGGCUCCUGAACAGCAUGGACCAGCAGAUCCAGAAUGGCUCUUCCUCCACCAGCCCUUACAACACGGAGCACGCGCAGAACAGCGUCACGGCCCCCUCGCCUUAUGCCCAGCCCAGUUCGACUUUUGACGCUCUCUCGCCCUCCCCAGCCAUCCCUUCCAACACAGACUACCCAGGACCUCACAGCUUUGAUGUAUCAUUUCAACAGUCCAGCACAGCAAAGUCAGCAACAUGGACGUAUUCCACCGAACUGAAAAAGCUGUACUGCCAGAUUGCCAAGACAUGUCCCAUCCAGAUCAAAGUGAUGACCCCACCACCUCAGGGAGCCGUCAUCAGGGCUAUGCCAGUCUACAAGAAAGCUGAACAUGUCACUGAAGUGGUCAAACGCUGCCCGAACCACGAGCUGAGCCGGGAGUUCAAUGAGGGACAGAUUGCACCUCCCAGCCACCUGAUCAGGGUGGAAGGGAACAGCCAUGCCCAGUACGUAGAAGACCCCAUCACCGGGAGGCAGAGUGUGCUGGUCCCCUACGAGCCACCCCAGGUCGGUACUGAGUUCACGACAGUCUUGUACAACUUCAUGUGUAACAGUAGCUGCGUUGGAGGGAUGAACCGUCGCCCAAUCCUUAUCAUUGUGACACUGGAAACAAGAGACGGGCAAGUCUUGGGCCGCCGGUGCUUCGAAGCCCGUAUUUGCGCUUGCCCAGGCAGAGACCGCAAAGCAGACGAGGACAGCAUCCGCAAGCAGCAAGUCUCUGACAGCACAAAGAAUGGUGAUGGUACGAAGCGCCCGUUUCGACAAGGAACUCAUGGCAUACAGAUGACAUCUAUCAAAAAGAGACGUUCCCCAGAUGAUGAGCUCUUAUACUUGCCAGUGAGGGGACGGGAGACGUAUGAAAUGCUGCUAAAGAUCAAAGAGUCCCUGGAGCUGAUGCAGUACCUUCCCCAGCACACGAUUGAGACCUACCGGCAGCAGCAGCAACAGCAGCACCAGCACUUGCUCCAGAAGCAGACCUCCAUGCAGUCACAGUCAUCCUACGGCUCUAACUCUCCACCACUCAGCAAAAUGAACAGCAUGAACAAGCUGCCCUCGGUCAGCCAGCUCAUCAACCCCCAGCAGCGCAAUGCCCUGACCCCAACCACCAUCCCCGACAGCAUGGGAACCAACAUUCCCAUGAUGGGCACCCACAUGGCCAUGACCGGUGACAUGAAUGGCCUCAGCCCCACGCAGGCGCUGCCUCCUCCCCUCUCCAUGCCUUCAACGUCCCACUGCACUCCCCCUCCUCCAUACCCCUCAGACUGCAGCAUCGUCAGCUUCUUAGCGAGGUUGGGCUGCUCAUCCUGUGUGGAUUAUUUCACGACCCAGGGGCUGACCACCAUCUAUCAGAUUGAGCAUUACUCCAUGGAUGAUCUGGUGAGCCUCAAGAUCCCAGAGCAGUUCCGCCAUGCCAUCUGGAAGGGCAUCCUGGAUCAUCGGCAGCUCCAUGACUUCUCCUCCCCUCCUCACCUCCUGCGCACCCCCAGCGGCGCCUCCACGGUCAGCGUGGGCUCCAGUGAGACACGGGGGGAGCGCGUCAUCGACGCCGUGCGCUUCACGCUCCGGCAGACCAUCUCCUUCCCGCCCCGCGACGAGUGGAACGACUUCAACUUCGACAUGGAUGCCCGGCGCAACAAACAGCAACGCAUCAAGGAGGAAGGGGAGUGAGACCCCCGGACUCCCCCUCCACCCCGCCUUGGCCACAAACUGCUCAGCCCUUCAUUUGUCUUCCUUCUGCUUGGUACUGCACCCCUGGACGAAGGGCGGAGGGAACCUUCUUGCUCACUCAUGCCAGGUUAUGCCCUUGAUGCUGUCUAGGUCAUACUCCUGGACUGUGACCUCCACCCCAGCUCUUGCAAGGGGAAGAGCUGAGCAAAGGGGGAAGGCGGGUGGUAUUUCCUUGAAAACUCUGUUGAUACCUUCUUGAGAAGGAGUUCUUGUUUUGUGUUUUCCUUUGGGGAGAGGGCUUCUUUUCUUGACUUUUGAAUCCUCACACACGUUGUGAGUGUCCUGACAUGCAAACUUGUUUCCAUCAUCCAGCGAUCCCACUUUGAAAACAGGAAGGCUAAAAUAAAAUUAUUUUAAAGCAAAAAAAAAAACCAACAAAAAAAAACAAAACCAAAAAAAACCCACAAAAAAACAACCCCCAAAAAACCAAAACCAAACAACCAAACCCACACCAACAGCAAAUGCAAAAAAUCUAAAGCAACCAAACCCUGAACUGACCAUCCAAAAAAUAAAUGGGAAUCGGUUUACUGAACAUUGCACUUAAACAACUUCUUCCCAUGGAGCUGAGU